Drosophila santomea is the source of this 1877-nucleotide messenger RNA. It is a transcript of the gene bond, whose product is annotated as elongation of very long chain fatty acids protein 7. NCBI's taxonomy places the organism in Eukaryota, Metazoa, Arthropoda, Insecta, Diptera, Drosophilidae. Gene Ontology annotation, cellular component: endoplasmic reticulum membrane. Bases 463 to 1431 code for a protein of 322 amino acids. The record is from RefSeq and is a predicted model, not a curated record. Gene Ontology annotation, molecular function: fatty acid elongase activity. Gene Ontology annotation, biological process: fatty acid elongation, saturated fatty acid; fatty acid elongation, polyunsaturated fatty acid; very long-chain fatty acid biosynthetic process. The transcript is spliced from 4 exons.
UCAGCGGUAGUCAAAACAUAUCAAUCAUACGCCGAGUGUGUCCAAUUAGCGACUGUGGCAGGUGUUUGCUCUGUUCUUCGGCCAGGCUCUCCAAAUCAAAUUACACGCCAUGUGAUCCAUGAAGAGUGCUGCUGCUGUUGCUGCUACUGUUGCAAUCAGAAGGGAACAAAACUCCAGUCAUGCGAGAAUCAUUAUAGAGCAGGCCGUGGCUUUUAACUUCAAAGUACCAGCAUAUAAAUUCGUUCGAUUGACAACUAGUUUUUAUACCGAUCCGAUUUGCGACAUUCCCAACUGCACAUCUUUUUUAGCAUCGCAGCUAAUUGGACAAACCGAUCUAUAUACAAAUAUCUUAGUAUAUAUACACUCGUAUAUAGAUAUUCGAGAAUCUUCUGCAGAACGAGUUCCGGUUCGAGUUGGCUAGUUGCCAGUUGCUAGUUGCAGAAACAGAAACAGAAAGCCAACAUGACGAACUACAUGAAGAUUGUCGAGGAGCGCAUCUCUGGCCUCUCAAAAGGAGUGGAUGAGACGGUGGACAGCUGGUUCCUGAUGAGCUCCCCAGCGCCCGUGGUGGCCGUCGUCCUGGUCUACUUGGCAUUCGUGCUGAAGAUCGGACCCGAGUACAUGAAGAACCGCAAGCCCAUGGACCUCAAGCGCAUCAUGGUGUUCUAUAAUGCCUUCCAGGUCUUGUACUCCAUUUGGAUGUGCCGCACGUCCAUCCAAGAGAGCAAUGUGAUGGCCUCGAUCUUCUCGAAGAAGUGCGAGAUCAACCGCACCAGGGAGCAGAAUCUGACCCUCUACUCGGGCGCCUGGUUCUACUUCUUCUCGAAGAUCAUCGAUCUGCUGGACACGACGUUCUUUGUGCUGCGCAAGAAGGACAACCAGGUGUCGUUCCUCCACGUGUACCAUCACACCAUCACGGUGCUCUUCUCCUGGGGCUACCUGAAGUACGCACCUGGUGAGCAGGGCGUGAUCAUUGGCAUCCUGAACUCGGGCGUGCACAUCAUCAUGUACUUCUACUACAUGGUGGCCGCCAUGGGACCCCAGUACCAGAAGUACCUCUGGUGGAAGAAGUACAUGACCAGCAUCCAGCUGAUCCAGUUCGUCCUCAUCCUGGGCUACAUGCUGACCGUGGGCGCCAAGGGCUGCAACAUGCCCAAGACACUGACCUUCUUCUUCGUGGGCAACACGAUCAUCUUCCUCUACCUGUUUGGCAACUUCUAUCGCAAGACCUACAAGAAGGCCAAGUCCGUGGACGGAGGCAGUCGCACCACCGGCAGCAGUUUGGCCCAAUCCGCACUGCGUGCAGCCGGAGGAAUGGGCUGCAUGCCGCAGACCAUGAAUGCCGGAAAGCAUCUGCUCCAGAAUGGCCAGGCCGGAAAGUCAUACCUCGAUCUGAACAACAACAGCGUGAAGCCGAUGAAGCUGGAAUGAUUGGCGAUGCCGCCUGGCGUCGAUGGGUUUCAGUUAGCAAUUACGUUUUUUAGAGCGGGGCUUAGUUUGUAAUUUGUAUCUUUAUCUUUACCUUUACCAUUACCAUUACCAUUACCAUUACCUUUUACCUUUACCAACUAUCAGUAGUCUGUAGUCUGCGGAGAAUAACUUGUAUAAUGUUUAUAUGCCGGGCAGGCGGAUAGAUGACGAUGACGAUGAUGAUGAUGAUGAUUCAAACCCAAAAAGUAGUAGGAAGUAGGACCCUAAGUGCGUGAAUGUGGCCAUGUUUGUGUGACUGAGAGUACGUGUUAAUGUUUUUCUAGCUGAGCGUGUGUGUGUGAGCAAGUGUGAUAGAGCUUAUUAAUGAAAUGCAGCCGUAAAUCGUUUCGCAAAACAAGAAAAAUUCAAUAAAACUUUGAUUUUUGUAUAUUAAAUAAAACCAAAAA